Molecule: messenger RNA, 6430 nt
Organism: Peromyscus californicus insignis
Lineage: Eukaryota; Metazoa; Chordata; Mammalia; Rodentia; Cricetidae
Gene: Apbb2
Product: amyloid beta precursor protein binding family B member 2
Exons: 15
Coding region: 164-2443 (759 amino acids)
Biological process (GO): regulation of DNA-templated transcription
Cellular component (GO): cytoplasm; nucleus
Molecular function (GO): amyloid-beta binding; transcription factor binding
Source: RefSeq, a predicted model, not a curated record
AGCCAUCUCACUGUUUCCAGAGUCCUUGGGAGUUCCGGAGUCCCCUGCUGACACGCUGACUGUCGCUAUGGGCAGAAGGUGCCCCCAGGCUCGAGGGUGUCCAAGCAGCUCAUAUUGCAAAUUAUAACCGAUUCCCGACACCGUUGCUGACGCCCAGAGAUCCAUGUCAGAAGUACUUCCAGCUGACUCAGGUGUUGUCACCUUGGCAGUGUUUAUGGCCAGCAGUGGAACCACAGACGUUGCAAAUCGGAACAGCCCAGCCACACCACCCAACACCCUUAAUCUCCGCUCCUCCCACAAUGAACUGUUGAACGCUGAGAUCAAACACUCAGAUGCCAAGAACAGCACACCCCCCAAAUGCAGGAAGAAAUAUGCACUGACUAACAUCCAGGCGGCCAUGGGUCUCUCAGAUCCAGCCAUACAGCCUCUGCUGGGAAACGGCUCUUCCAACAUCAAGCUGGUGAAAAAUGGGGAGAACCAACUCCGCAAGGCUGCAGAACAGGGGCAGCAGGACCCCAACAAAAACAUCAGCCCCACGGGGGUCAUCAACCUAACUUCCGAGAAGCUGGAGGUAAAAGAUCUCCACCCACCGGAGUCCUCAGGCUGUGAGAUUUUGCCCUCCCAGCCCAGGAGAACUAAGAGCUUCCUCAAUUACUAUGCAGAUCUAGAAACCUCGGCUCGAGAGCUGGGGCAGAAUCUGGGCCCCUGCCAAGGGGUCGGGGAGGAGAAAGCCCAGCCAGGCCCAGGCCAGGCCCCUGUAGUCAUUGGAAAUGGUGAUUUGCUGCUGCAGAAACCAGACAGACCCCAGUCCAGCCCAGAGGAUGGCCAAGUAGCCACAGUGUCAUCCAGCCCAGAGACCAAGAAGGACCACCCUAAAACAGGAGCCAAAACUGACUGUGCGCUCCACCGGAUCCAGAACCUGGCACCGAGUGAUGAGGAAUCCAGCUGGACAACACUGUCCCAAGACAGCGCCUCCCCCAGCUCCCCGGAUGAAACAGCAGAUAUCUGGAGUGACCAUUCAUUUCAGACGGAUCCGGAUUUACCACCGGGCUGGAAAAGAGUCCGUGACAUUGCUGGGACCUAUUAUUGGCACAUCCCGACAGGAACGACGCAGUGGGAACGGCCUGUCUCCAUCCCAUUGGACCUCCAGGGUUCUAGGAAAGGAUCACUUAGCUCUGUAACGCCAUCUCCCACCCCAGAGAAUGAGAAACAGCCAUGGAGUGAUUUUGCUGUUCUGAAUGGGGGAAAGAUUAAUAGUGACAUUUGGAAGGAUUUGCACGCAGCCACAGUUAACCCAGACCCCAGUCUGAAAGAGUUUGAAGGGGCCACGCUACGCUAUGCAUCCUUGAAACUCAGAAACGCCCCUCAUGCUGAUGACGAUGAUUCUUGUAGUGUCAACAGUGACCCAGAAGCCAAGUGUUUUGCUGUGCGCUCUCUGGGCUGGGUAGAGAUGGCAGAGGAGGACCUUGCCCCUGGGAAGAGCAGCGUUGCUGUCAACAACUGCAUCCGGCAGCUUUCCUACUGCAAAAAUGACAUCCGAGACACAGUCGGCAUUUGGGGAGAGGGCAAAGACAUGUAUCUGAUUUUGGAAAAUGACAUGCUCAGCCUGGUGGACCCCAUGGACCGCUCCGUGUUACACUCCCAGCCCAUCGUGAGCAUCCGCGUGUGGGGUGUGGGCCGAGACAAUGGCCGGGAUUUUGCUUAUGUCGCAAGAGACAAGGACACGAGGCUUCUGAAAUGUCACGUGUUUCGAUGUGACACACCAGCAAAAGCCAUUGCCACAAGUCUCCACGAAAUCUGUUCCAAGAUUAUGGCUGAACGGAAGAAUGCCAAAGCCUUGGCCUGCAGCUCCCUACAGGAGAGGACCAACAUGAGUCUCGAUGUCCCUCUGCAAGUAGAUUUUCCAACACCAAAGACAGAGCUGGUGCAGAAAUUCCACGUGCAGUACCUGGGCAUGUUACCUGUAGACAGACCUGUCGGCAUGGACACCCUGAACAGUGCCAUAGAAAGUCUUAUGACCUCAUCCAGCAAGGAGGAUUGGCCUUCGGUGAACAUGAACGUGGCGGAUGCCACUGUGACCGUCAUCAGUGAGAAGAACGAAGAGGAAGUCUUGGUGGAGUGCCGAGUGCGGUUUCUGUCCUUCAUGGGCGUCGGGAAGGAUGUGCAUACAUUCGCCUUCAUCAUGGACACUGGGAACCAACGCUUUGAGUGCCACGUGUUUUGGUGUGAGCCGAAUGCUGCCAAUGUGUCAGAAGCCGUCCAGGCUGCCUGCAUGUUGCGAUACCAGAAGUGCUUGGUAGCCAGGCCGCCUUCCCAGAAAGUUCGACCCCCACCCCCGCCCUCGGACUCCAUGACUAGAAGAGUCACAACUAAUGUAAAACGAGGGGUCUUGUCUCUCAUUGACACUUUGAAACAGAAACGUCCUGUCACAGAAACACCCUAGCAGCUCGGGGCCCGAAGGAUUCUGUCACUUUUACCUGGAAAAAAAAGAGUCAAAUAUCUCCACUAAAGAAGCUGACGGCUGGCCUUCCAUUCAGUUGCUGAUGCUUUGUCUCCAGAGAAUUUAUCCUUAACCAAACAGUGUUCGACAAGCAUGUGAUCUCGUCCUGCCGCCAUCAUGUGAUAUGAAAAGAAGCAUGAGUUUUUGUUUUGUUUUGUUUCUCUGUUAAGUUACAUCAGGAGGAGUGGAAGGUCUUUUCCUUAUUGUAAAUAUUGUGACCAGGACUUCACACACACUCAGAAGAAUGUGGCCACACCCUUCCGAGAGAACUAACGCUGCGUGCUUGGAGUGAACGAUGCCCAAGUUCAUUUCUCAGUCCUCUGGAUUGGAACUGCCACAAGCAACCUUGGGGUCCCUCGGCACUGUGCCCUGUUUUUGGCUUUUCAAACAGUCAGACCCUGAGUAACAGAUACCAUUGAAUUGCUUUCAAAAAUAAGGUGACGCAUUUGGGUUUUAGUUUUUCAUAAAAGUGAACCUGUCGGUUGACAAAAUUGGCUGUUGGCAUCAAUACAGACAUCAACCAGCCAUUUUCCUCAGUGAGCUCUCUCAUGCAUGGACACUGUUUCAUGUCUACAGCUGUUUGGGGUGCUGGGCAAAGGAAAACUUUAAAAUUGAUAGAAAACUAAAUUUGAGGAAUUAAAAUCAAGCAAAAAAAAUAGCCUUUCUUUUCAGAUGGUUUUCAAACUGGUUAUUUAAAAAAAAAGAGAUUAACAGUCAUCAUGCAUUUGGGAUGGGACAUAUUUCAAACUUCUGCCUUACAUUGUACAGUGCAGCUAGAGAAUUCAAGUAUACUAUGGCCAUUCUCUACCCACACCUGAAAAUGAAAUGUUCCUACACUUUCCAUCCUUAGUUAACCAGCUAAUAUGCACUUUAGAGUUGAGGAAAUGUCAUUUAUAUCUCUGUCACACACACACUAUGAUUUUAGAUCACCACUGUCUGACUCUUGUUCACAUUCUGGAGGUAAAUGUCCUCCAAGAAUUCCCAAUCUGCUACCACCUUUCUCUGUGCUUUUUGUCCAGAAAGCUGUCUACCCAUCAUCUUGUCCAUGGCAACAAUUUAAGUUGUACUUUUCUUGAAUUUAUGUAUUCAAUGUUAGAAAUUUGGUAAGACUUGACUAAGUAUGUUUUAAAAUUUCUAGUUUUCCAUUUUGCUUUCAAAAGGUUUUUUUUCUUCUCUGAGCAAAAUAUACACAGAAAUAAUGGAUUGUUUGAUAGUGUCCCCCAGAUAUCAUUUUCUUGCCUCUUUUUAUGUAGCUAAGAAGCCUAACUAUAAAGAUAUACCAAUUUAGACUCUUGUUGACAUUAUUUUAAAAAGAAGUUGCAAAGGAGAUCAAUCUUAAUAUUAUUCUUGUUGACUUUUAGUGUCAAAAUUAAUAUCAUUAUAAAAGUAAUGCUUUACGUUUAUACCCUGCUUUGCAGCAGUUGGAAUGCUUUCAACGGUUUUUUCACAUUUGAGCCUUACGAGGUAGAAGAGGUACUGAACUCAUUGAAGAAAUCAAAAUGCAGAGUGUUCUGUAUUAAGAGGCUAAGUGACCGAGGGUCUCACCAAAGUUCCUGAGAGCCAAAAUUAGGACCCACAGCUCCCAGCUUUGCCACAGUAUGCCUCCUCCACACAGUCAGGAAGCCCCUUCACAAAUGCCUCCUCCACACAGUCAGGAAGACCCUUCACAAAUGACUCUGGGUCCAGACAAAGAACAACAGAUAUUGAAAAUACUGUCAGGCAAUUUCAGAAUUCCCAUGUGUGUUAAGGAAAAUGUCCAGUUUAUCUACACAGUGGCAUUUGUUGUUAAGACCAUUGUCCUUUCUCAGUCCAGGACUGUGUUCCUCAAAUAUGUUGUAGAGGACAAAUGUCUGUCCUCAGCCCCCUGUUCCAUGCUGAGAUUUUCUAGAAAUUACAUUACUUGGGGUAGAACCUUCCCAGGUGUGGCACUUAGCCACCACCGAGUGUGAUGCAGUGAGUGAGUAUCCUCCACCUGUGGGUCCCUCAGAAAACCCGUAGAGUCAGAUGCAGAGGACCUGGACUGUUUGCUAGCACCCACACAUUACCAUAAUAGUGAUGUUACUUGAGAAAAUGCAUUAACACUUGGUGCCAACUCGCACACUAGCUGAAGUGACUGGUGCCCCCUGAGACAUGUCUGCGUUCAGAAAACCUUAUUGUGCCCAGAGAAAAACUGUUCAGAAUCCCGUUCUCAUGGUCUCUCAUUUUGAGCUCCAUGGUGAAAUGUUUUAAUGCACUCCACUUCGAAACUCUAAAGUAAUCCAUGUUUCUGUAGGAAGACGCUACCCAAACCCUGUCCGUUUUUUAAGACGUGCAUUUGUUUGCUUUUCAGGAUCAAGAGUACUGAGCUAGCUUUAAGUAGCAAACUGAUUUAUAUAUGCAAUUUUAGGAUGCAGUAAGAUGAAUGAUAGCCUUUACCCAUGAAACACUCUUACUGCAGCUCUUUAGUUUUGAGAAUAGCUUUGCAUACUAACUGCAGGUUGAUUUUGUAAAAUGAAUUAUGUUAAACAGUAUGUUCAGACAACUUUCUGCCAUGGCCAAAAAGUAUGUAUGAAAGUAUGUUUGCAUUUGUCUGUGAAAGGAUGCCAAUGUUUUCCCUGAGAUCUUAGUGACACUUCGGUUAUCUAUGCAUUCUUUAUAUCUGUGAUUCGGUAAACAGGCAGCCGCGGUCACUAUAUGCCUUGGGUGUCUUAUCAUUUUUUUAAUUAACUUGUUAAAUACAGCUUAAAAUAUUUUUAUUUUAUUUAUUCUAUUUUUACUGAAAUAUACUGCAUUGUUGUGUUAAUGUGUUCUCUUUCCUGGGUAUAAUGUCAGUGUACCCGGAACUAAGUAAUCUCAGUGAACUACAUCACCUCGAUGGUGGUUUUGUAAUGAUUUGUAGUCACAUUUCUAUUGGACUAUGUGGAAGCAAGGGCAAAAUGCUUAAAGUUCCUUUUAUUUUUUAAAAGCAACUAGGUAGAUGUGCUCUUACCACCUUACCUGUGUUCCUUGGCAGCAUCAACGUGGUAGCCAACAUGCCUGUGGCUAAGGACUUUCCUUUGUAGACUAAGGCACUGUGUGGUGCUUCAUUUUUAUAUCCUUCAUAAAGCGUGUGAUUUCAUCAGAGAGAUACGCGUAUCUCCACGUGCCCUUUGUUUCCACCUGGAUUCAAGCUCACCCACAGCUAAUUAGAACCAUUGUUUGGUUUGUCUGUCUGUCUGUCUUAUUGCAUGAAGGGACAUUAGACCCAUUUCCAUUAAAACAAAUUCUUGGUGAUACAACUGUUGGCGCUGCUGCUUUUUUUUUUUAAAUCCACAGUAGGUAUUUAAGGAGGACACAUAACAAACCACUCAAAACAGGGCCACGCGUAGCCCCAAAGCUUCCCUUCGUGUAUAGCACACACUCACUCUAUGAGCACUGCAACACAAGAUUUCAAAAACCACGUGGAAAAAUGCCUCCCUGACAUUGGCACAAUUAAUCAAACCAAAAGCUCUCUAGUUGGCUGGGUUUAACCUAACAUCCGAUGUGUUUACAGCCAGUAAGAAAGCAAUUGGACUUGUUUCAGCAUACUGGGGGUGUGGCUCGGUGGCAGAGCUUGCAUAAGAUGUGCCUUGCAGGGCUCUGAGUUUAAUCCCUGGAACCACAGGGUGGGGAAGGCUUGCACUUCAAGGCAAAGAUCUUUGCUUGCAUCUGUGAGCGCGUUGCCAGGCAGCCACGUGGGCCACUUCCUCCUGGAAGGACAUCUUGUUUUCUCUUUGAUGCCUUUUGCUGUUGACCACGCCUACACAUUGAAAUGUAAGAUGUUGCGAGAAUAAAUGUAGCUGCGUACAAUGUUUGACUCACUUCCCUGACAAACGGCCACAGAUAUAAGAAACAGACACAAACUUAGUGUCUCUGCAGUUGUUCUUUUAUUUUUGUAUUAUUCUUACUUCAAAUUAAACUUUUUCAAACUCA